AUGGCUGGGCCGGGAGGCUGGGGGGGGGGGGCGCGAGCCGGGGCCCUGGCAGGAGGGGUGCACUCCAAGGUGGCUCCGAGCGUGGACUUUGACCACAGCUGCUCAGACAGUGUCGAGUACCUGACGCUCAACUUUGGACCCUUCGAAACAGUGCAUCGCUGGCGGCACCUCCCACCCUGCGACGAAUUCGUGGGCGCCCGGCGUAGCAAGCACACAGUCGUAGCAUAUAAGGAUGCCAUCUAUGUGUUUGGUGGAGACAACGGAAAGACGAUGCUCAACGAUCUCCUGCGGUUUGAUGUGAAGGACUGCUCCUGGUACAGAGCCUUUACCACAGGUACCCCACCAGCCCCCCAUUACCACCACUCAGCCGUCGUCUACGGGAGCAGCAUGUUCGUCUUUGGGGACUAUACUGGAGAUAUUUACUCUAAUUCUAACUUGAAGAAUAAGAAUGACCUCUUUGAAUACAAGUUUGCAACCGACCAGUGGACAGAGUGGAAAAUUGAAGGGAGGUUGCCAGUUGCCAGGUCAGCCCAUGGGGCCACGGUGUACAGUGACAAGCUCUGGAUCUUUGCUGGCUAUGAUGGCAAUGCCAGGUUGAACGACAUGUGGACAAUUGGCCUCCAAGACCGAGAGCUCACAUGCUGGGAGGAGGUGGCCCAGAGUGGGGAGAUUCCCCCGUCCUGCUGCAACUUCCCUGUGGCUGUGUGCCGGGAUAAGAUGUUCGUAUUCUCAGGGCAGAGCGGAGCCAAGAUCACCAACAACCUCUUCCAGUUCGAAUUCAAGGACAAGACGUGGACACGCAUCCCCACUGAGCACCUGCUCCGGGGCUCCCCACCCCCACCAUGGUGCUAUGGGCACACCAUGGUGGCCUUUGACCGUCAUCUCUAUGUGUUUGGGGGUGCAGCAGACAAGACACUGCCCAAUGAGCUGCACUGCUAUGAUGUGGACUACCAGACUUGGGAGGUUGUCCAGCCCAGCUCUGACAGUGAGGUUGGUGGGGCUGAGGUGCCUGAGCGAGCUUCCUCUUCUGAGGAGGCAUCAAUCCUAACCUCAGAGGAGCGGAGCAGCUUUAAGAAGUCCAGAGAUGUGUUUGGCUUAGACUUUGGCACCACCUCAGCCAAGCAGCCUGUCCACCUGGCAUCAGAGCUGCCCAGUGGGAGGCUCUUACAUGCAGCUGCUGUCAUCUCUGACGCCAUGUACAUCUUUGGGGGCACUGUGGACAACAACAUUCGCAGCGGGGAGAUGUACAGGUUCCAGUUCUCUUGCUACCCCAAGUGCACACUGCAUGAAGACUACGGGCGCCUGUGGGAGGGCCGCCAGUUCUGCAAUGUGGAGUUUGUGCUGGGCGAGAAGGAAGAGUGUGUACAAGGCCACGUUGCCAUCGUCACUGCAAGGAGCCGCUGGCUGCGCAGGAAGAUCUUGCAGGCUCGAGAGUGGCUGGCCCAGAAGCUGGAGGAGGAUGGGGCCCUCGCACCCAGGGAGGUCCCUGGUGCAGCUGUGGGCAGGGCGCGGCCACCCCUGUUACGUGUGGCCAUUCGUGAGGCCGAGGCCCGGCCAUUCAAGGUGCUCAUGCAGUUUCUCUCCACAGACAAGAUCAAGUACCCACGGAAAGGCCAUGUCGAGGACGUGCUGCUCAUCAUGGAUGUGUACAAGUUGGCGCUGAGCUUCCAGCUGUGCCGUCUUGAACAGCUGUGUCGGCAGUACAUCGAAGCGUCCGUGGAUCUCCAGAACGUGCUGAUUGUGUGUGAGAGUGCCGCCAGGCUACAGCUGGGCCAGCUUAAGGAGCACUGCCUGAACUUCAUAGUGAGGGAGUCCCACUUCAACCAGGUGAUCAUGAUGAAGGAGUUCGAGCGUCUCUCAUCCCCACUGAUCGUAGAGAUUGUGCGGCGGAAGCAGCAGCCGCCCCCUCAAGCACCCUCGGAUCAACCCGUGGACAUUGGCACAUCUUUGAUCCAGGACAUGAAGGCAUACCUGGAGGGGGCAGGCUCGGAGUUCUGUGACAUCACACUGCUACUGGACGGCCCACGACCGGCCCACAAAGCCAUCCUCGCUGCCCGUUCUAGCUACUUUGAGGCCAUGUUCCGUUCAUUCAUGCCGGAGGAUGGGCAGGUGAACAUCUCUAUCGGGGAGAUGGUGCCCAGCAGACAGGCCUUUGAGUCCAUGCUACGUUACAUCUACUAUGGAGAGGUCAACAUGCCCCCUGAGGUCCUUUACCUAUUUGCGGCCCCCUACUACUAUGACUUCUACAACAACAGACUGCAGGCAUACUGCAAGCAGAACCUGGAGAUGAACGUGACCGUGCAGAACCUGCUACAGAUUCUGGAGGCGGCUGACAAGACGCAGGCACUGGACAUGAAGCGGCACUGCUUGCACAUCAUUGUGCACCAAUUCACCAAGGUCUCUAAGCUGCCCACACUGCGGUUGCUAAGCCAGCAGCUGCUGCUGGACAUCAUAGACUCCCUGGCCUCCCACAUCUCUGACAAGCAGUGUGCAGAGCUGGGUGCCGACAUCUGAGGAUCUUGGAAGACUCUGUUUGGAGAGUGAUGACACUCGACUGAUUGGCCACAUCUCCACCGACAGUGACCACACCUGUGGUUCCCAGCGCCCACAGGGCACUGAGGUGACAGGAACUCAUUGAGGACACAGGCCCCACAGAGAUGGCAAGUGAAGCAGACUCCCUCCCCAGCUGACCCCUCCCCCAAGGAGACCAAGGCUCAGGGACGCCACUCAGCGGUAGAAAGAUGAUGUGUGCUGUGGAUCCAGACAUAGAAUCCUACUGUUAGGGGUGAGGGCUUGGCAAGCUACUCUAACUAACAA
Molecule: messenger RNA, 2817 nt
Organism: Peromyscus leucopus (white-footed mouse)
Lineage: Eukaryota; Metazoa; Chordata; Mammalia; Rodentia; Cricetidae
Product: leucine-zipper-like transcriptional regulator 1
Cellular component (GO): Golgi apparatus
Molecular function (GO): protein binding
Source: RefSeq, a predicted model, not a curated record